Molecule: messenger RNA, 650 nt
Organism: Eublepharis macularius
Lineage: Eukaryota; Metazoa; Chordata; Lepidosauria; Squamata; Eublepharidae
Gene: PTPRCAP
Product: protein tyrosine phosphatase receptor type C associated protein
Exons: 2
Coding region: 63-650 (195 amino acids)
Cellular component (GO): plasma membrane
Source: RefSeq, a predicted model, not a curated record
GUCUCAUUUUCCUCAAGGUUCGUCUACACAGCAACCGAGUGAAGAGGGCCCUGUGGUUCAGAAUGGACCUUCAGUUCCCUGCUGCUCUCUCUGCACUGCUCCUGCUGCUCCCAGUUUUUCCUGAGAACACAAUGGCUUCAGAAGAAGGCAGAGGCAGUCAUUCUGAUUCUACUACUAUAAGCCUUCUCUUCUGUCUGCUGCUGUUCCUUCUCCUGUUACUGUUCUUAGCCUGGCGCAGGCUGAAUCGUGAUUCUCAAGGCAGGUACCACCCUCGACGUCUGGUGGGAGCUUUGGUCCAUCAAUGGCAGGCAUUCAGGGGGGAGGCAUCUCCAGAGGAGCUGCCCCAGGGCCUUAAGGAUGAGGGAGACGAAGAGCCUGAGGAGCCAGAGCAGCAGCAGGACAUCGAAGCUGAGGAGAAAGUCCAGCAGGAAGACGACCAGGAGGAGGAAAGGCAGGAAGACCAGGAAGACCUCGACAAGAGCAUUCACUCUGAGCCACCUGAAGAGGCUGAGCUUCAGCAGCCUUCCAAGGAAGAUGGUGCAAAGGCAACAGAGGGCAGUGCUGAGGCCUUGCUUAGUGAUCUGCAUUCCUUCUCUGGGACAGCAGCCUGGGAGGACAGGGGUGAGCAUUUCCACAUUACCACCCUCUAG